AUGUUGUCAGUCCUCGUCUGCUGUGUGCUACUGGCAGUGGUGAGGUGUGAGGUGCAGUACCAGCACCCAGAGGAGUGGGAUCUGUGGAAGACGGAGCACGGGAAGAGCUACCAGUCCCAGAGAGAGGAGCUGGAGAGACAUCUCGUGUGGCUCUCCAACAGAGAAUACAUCAACGCACACAAUGCAAACUCUGACAUUUUCGGAUUCACCCUCUCCAUGAACCACUUUGGAGACAUUUCUGAUACUGAAUUUGAGAGUCUGUAUCUCUCCAAGUGGACCCAUAAUAAGACCAACAACUACACCAAGUAUUUCAAGAGCAGCUCGUCUGUGUCAGACCACCCAUCUUCCAUUGACUGGAGGACUAAAGGAGCAGUCAGCGACAUCAAGAACCAGGUGUUGUUCUGUUGUUCUGUUUGA
Messenger RNA from Geodia barretti, 417 nucleotides. The record is from the annotation of a GenBank genome assembly. NCBI's taxonomy places the organism in Eukaryota, Metazoa, Porifera, Demospongiae, Tetractinellida, Geodiidae.